Molecule: messenger RNA, 420 nt
Organism: Cyclocybe aegerita
Lineage: Eukaryota; Fungi; Basidiomycota; Agaricomycetes; Agaricales; Hemipholiotaceae
Source: the annotation of a GenBank genome assembly
AUGCCCCACAAGUUCACAGCUGAUCAACUUGCUCUUAUUAAGGAUCUCGGGCCAUAUGCCAAGCAUGCCAAGAGCAACCACACUUACACCGAGUUCGAAGCACGUGUGUUCAACCUGUGGUCCAUAUGCUGGCCGCUGAAGGCCAAAGACUUCGAUGACCAAGACUUCUUGGAAGCCUACUGGACCAUAGUCAAAUGGCUGAUAUGCAGCAGCACAUUCGCCAUCAGUUAUGAUGGGCUGCAUUCUCCUCCACCCCAAAGAAGGAGUGGGAAAUAUAUCUCUCCGUCUGCGAAGCUCGUUGUGGAAUUGCAAAGGAUACCUCCCUCAACGGUGGUCCCAGCCGUCCACGCCCUCGCUCGCCCAAUCGCUAAGAAAAGCACUGUCCAACAACCUUCCUUGCCCACCGAGGAUAAACCAUGA